Rhagoletis zephyria (snowberry fruit fly) is the source of this 369-nucleotide messenger RNA. Its product is annotated as aldehyde dehydrogenase, cytosolic 2-like. Lineage: Eukaryota; Metazoa; Arthropoda; Insecta; Diptera; Tephritidae. The record is from RefSeq and is a predicted model, not a curated record. Gene Ontology annotation, molecular function: oxidoreductase activity, acting on the aldehyde or oxo group of donors, NAD or NADP as acceptor.
CCUGAAAAGGGCUACUUUAUUCAGCCGACAGUUUUUGCGGACGUUACCGAUGAGAUGCGCAUCGCUCGUGAGGAGAUUUUUGGUCCAGUGCAACAGAUUUUAAAGUACAGCACUCUGGAGGAGGCGAUUGAACGGGCGAACAACACCAAAUACGGCCUGGCUGCGGGCAUCCUCACCAAUGACAUCAACGAGGCGCUGAAGUUCAGUAAUGAAAUACAGGCAGGAACGGUUUGGGUUAAUACCUACAUGCAAACCUCAAUGACGAAUCCGUUUGGUGGCGUCAAGGAGAGCGGAAUCGGCAGGGAAAUGGGAGAGGAUGGAAUGACCGCGUACUGCGAAAUCAAAACGGUCACCAUCAAGCUCAACUAG